Fulmarus glacialis (Northern fulmar) is the source of this 1577-nucleotide messenger RNA. RefSeq names its product cadherin 17, LI cadherin (liver-intestine) (gene CDH17). Gene Ontology annotation, biological process: homophilic cell-cell adhesion. Gene Ontology annotation, cellular component: cell-cell junction; plasma membrane. Gene Ontology annotation, molecular function: calcium ion binding. The record is from RefSeq and is a predicted model, not a curated record. Lineage: Eukaryota; Metazoa; Chordata; Aves; Procellariiformes; Procellariidae. The transcript is spliced from 12 exons. The coding region runs from base 153 to 1577 and encodes 474 amino acids.
GGCGAGUCUGAGGAACUAUAAACUGUGUGGAGAAGCACAGACGGACACUACCAACCUGUGCAAAGGUGAUUCCCACAGCUGAAAGAAAGAAGCAUUUUUAGAGGAAAAUAAGCUUUUCAUGUUACAGGAGCUGAAGCAAAGCAUAUUCCAGCAUGUUUAAGCUGCGUGGACUUCAAUUUCUGCUCGUCAUUCACUCGGCUAUGUGCCAGGAUUUGGGGGACUUGCAUGUAACCGGGCCUCUGACGGACAUGAAUUUCUCUGUUCCAGAGGGAGGGGGAGUGCGCUUCAUUUACCAGUUCACAUCUGAGCCACCUGCUGUGAGUUUCAGAGCGACUGGUGAAAAAGAUGGAAUAAUUGACAUUGUGCCAAGGACAGGCAUCCUGUAUCUCAGUGGGUCUCUGGACUGGGAGACCAAAGCAGUGCACAGGCUGCAGGUGGAAAGUCUGGAUGAAAAGGGAAACAUAGUGAAAGGUCCAUACACUGUUACAAUACAUGUGGAGGAUAUCAAUGACAACCCACCAGAAUUUGACCAGACGAAGUACACUGGAGUAGUGAGGCAGAACUCCCGUCCAGGCAAACCCUUCAUGUACGUCCACGCCACGGACCGCGAUGAUCCUACAACUCCCCAUGCACAGCUGAUGUACAGCAUUCUCCACCAUUUUCCCAACCCUUAUACAGAAAUGCUUUUCCAGAUCGAUAGUGUAACUGGAGCAAUCUCACCGAGUAAGACGGGCUCUUAUUACUUAGAUCCUCAAAAGCAGGACACCUUCACGCUCGUCGUCACCGUGAAGGACAUGGCAGGGACGACAACGAAUGCUUUCACCAGCAGCGCCGAUGUGAUCAUCACUGUGAAGGAGAGCCUGUGGAAAGCUCCCCCCACCAUCCGCAUCCAAGAAAACUCAACCCAGGUCCACCCUGUCAACAUCAGCCAGGUGCACUCAAAUGAGCCAGAUGUAAUUUAUGACCUUUUAGAAAAAGAAAAGCUGCCCAGGCUCCCAUUUUCCAUCGAUCAGAAUGGGGUUAUUUAUGUAACUGAACCAUUGGACAGAGAAGAAAAGGAUGCUUAUGCUUUCUUUGCGGUCACAAAAGAUAAUACAGGAGAACUGGUGGACAAGCCUCUGCACAUUCAUGUUAUUGUGGAAGACAUUAAUGACAAUCCCCCUGUGUGCCAGCAGGCCCUCACUGUAAUUGAAGUUCAAGAAAAUGAAGGUGGAGGAAGUAAUAUUGGCACCCUGUUUGCUACAGACAUGGAUGAGAAGGACACCCUUAACUCUCGUCUGCAGUUCAAAAUCAAAAGUCAGGUUCCUGCUGUUCCUGCAGAUAAUCUGUUCUUUAUUCAGCAAGACACUGGGACUUUGCAGUUACCUAGCCGUUCGUUAAACAAGCGCAUUGCAUCCAACUAUUCCUUGAAGGUGCUGGUGACAGAUGCAGUAUUCGAAACAAUCUGUGAUGUGCAAAUACAUGUCAUCGACAUCAAUGAUCAGAUUCCCAUCUUUGAAAAAUCAGAUUAUCACAAUGUGACUGUUGCAGAAAGUCUCCCGCUAGGACAGGGAGCUCCUACAUCAUCUACCAAGUGA